CGGACCAACCUGUCAACAAUAACAAAAACAUUCGUUUUCCUGCCAAACAUGGCAUAUAUGCACAAUCAAGUUGUGCUGCGAGGUGUGAUCUCUUCAUACCCGAAGUCUUAAGAUCAAUUUUAAAAAUACAUAUAUGCAAAUUGAAAUCAGUAACAAAUUCUAAUAUGGCUUUAUCAUUCAAUAUAAAAUACUUCAAUGGUUUUCACCGUGCGGUAAAUUGCUGUAAACUUCUUUCAUAUGAGCCUUGUAGGCACUUGUCCCGACUUCAAUUUCACACCAACUCGGUAAAACUGGAAGAUGGGGCAUCUGGCGCUGGCAGUGGAGGCUUUGGCCCACCGUUUGGUCUGGAAUUUGGUGAUGAUUACUUGUCAACAAACUAUGGAUGCCUAAGUGAUUUGGUGAACAUCAGCUCAACACCCCCAAAGAAUGCAAGGGUUGUGGUGUGCGGUGGAGGAAUGGUUGGCACUGCCAUCCUCUAUCAUCUGGCAAAACUUGGCUGGGCCAAUGAUGUUGUUCUUAUUGAUAAAGAGAAUCUUGGAAGUGAAACUUCGUGGAGAGGCUCUGGAUUCCUAGGAGGUGUGAAGCUAAGCAAAGUGGAGAUGCAGACACAAAUAAGAACUCAGGCUUUGGUGCAGGAGCUCAGUGAACAGGGGCAUGACACAGGGUGGCAGCAGACCGGCUCUCUUCACUUAGCACGUUGCAAACCAAGACUAACCUACUUCAGGAAAAAGAAAGCAAUUUCUCAAGCUCGUGGCACUGAAUGUCACAUGCUAUCACCUGAAGAAGUAAAGGAUCUAUGCCCACUUCUCAACACUGAUGACUUAGUGGGGGGAAUGUGGGUGCCUCAUGAUGGCGUUUGCCAUCCUUACAAGCUCACUCGCACUCUCAUGCAGCUCGCCAAUAAAAUGGGUGCUGAGGUCGUUGAGCAAUGCGAACUCAGCAAAGUUGUUGUGAAAGAUCACCGCGUGGUGGGCGUCGAGACAAAUAAGGGCAUCAUUGAGUGCGAGAUUUUUGUCAAUGCUGCAGGCACUUGGGCCAGGCACGUCGGUCUGCUCAGUGAACCGUGCGUUAGAGUACCCAUACAUCCCGCCCACCACUAUUGCCUUGAGACCUUCCCUCUUGACAAUGUCAAUUUCACAAUGCCAGCAAUACGCGACCCUGAUGGCUGCAUCUACUUGAGGGAGUAUUGUGGAGGCCUCAUGGCUGGCACUUUUGAACUCAACUCCAUACCUGCCCUCGUGCCUGGCAUCUCAGACUUGCGGUCCCCAACGGACCGUGUUGUGGGGCCGGACUGGGACCACUUCCAGCCGGCGCUGUCGCAAAUCCUGCGCCGUGUGCCGUCUGCGGCAAGAGCCACCCUCAGGAAACUCGACAACUCUCCCUGUGGAUACUCCCCUGACGGCAAAUGGAUCAUGGGGAUGAGUGCUGAGGUAGACAACUACUACGUGGCGGCAGGCCUGAAGAACGGCGGCAGCAAUGCAGCGCUAGGGCUGGGGGAGAUGCUGGCCGUGUGGAUGACGGAAGGUGCGCCUCCCAUGGACGCAUACGAGCUCGAGGUGUCGCGCUUCCUGCCUGCCCAUAACAACUACAAGUUCCUGAGUGACCGCGUCACGGAAGUUCCUGGUGCUCACUACCACAUCCAGUACCCGUUCCCGGACUUCCAGUCCGCGCGCUGCUUGCGGAUGUCGCCGAUCUUCCCGCGCAUGAAGCAGCAAGGCGCCGUCUUCGGCCAGGUCAUGGGCUACGAACGUCCCAGCUACUUUCAGGACCUCAAUUCUUCUGACGAUCGUCAAGAAGCUCCAUUCACGCCCACAAAGAACGACUCCUUCAGUCUGCCACCGUGGUUCCAGUUCACAGAACGGGAGUAUAAAGCCUGCAGGGAAACUUGCGGAUUAUUGGACUAUUCUUCUUUCAGCAAAUUUGACAUUUACUCACAAGACGAGAGCGUGGUAUCUUGGCUACAGUAUUUGUGUAGCAACGACGUAGACAUCCCAGUAGGUGGCAUCAUCCACACCGGCCUGCAGAACCAGUGGGGCGGUUAUGAGAAUGAUUGCAGCCUCGCCAGAACUGCUCCCAAUCAUUACAUGAUGAUCGCUCCAACGAUACAACAGACCCGGUGCAAUGCUUGGCUGCGGCGUCACGUACCUAAGGAUGGCUCCAUCAUUUGCAAUGACGUAACUUCUAUGUUCACAGCUAUAUGUAUUAUGGGUCCCAAAUCAAAAGCAGUUCUCUCAGCCGUGACGGACUUCGACCUCUCGUUGAAAAGUUUUCCGUUUUUCUCAUUCCGGGAAAUUGACGUGGGCUUCGCUAACGGCGUCCGGGCUAUGAAUCUCACUCACACUGGAGAACUUGGAUGGGUUCUUUACAUCCCCAAUGAGUUUGCGCUUCAUGUGUACGAAAGCCUCCAGAGAGCAGGAGAGCCACAUGGACUGCGCCCUGCAGGCUAUUAUGCCAUGCGUUCCCUGAGGAUUGAGAGGUUCUAUGCUUUCUGGGGCCAAGACUUGGACUCCGCCACGACACCCCUCGAGUGCGGACGUGCCUUCAGAGUCAAAUUAGAUAAGCCUAUCGAAUUCAUCGGCCGCGACGCUCUGCUCCGUCAGCGUGAGACAGGAGCUAAGCGUCUGUACGUACAGCUCGUGCUUGACGACCACGACCACAGGGUGGACGCGUGGCCGUGGGGAGGCGAACCCAUCUACAGGAACGGGCAGUUCGUGGGAGUCACAACCACCACGGGCUACGGCUUCAGCCUGCGCAACCUGGUGUGCCUGGGUUUCAUUCGUCACUACAACAGCAAGGGAGAGAUGGUGGCCGUGGAGCCAGACUAUGUCCUGGACGGGGUUUACGAAGUGGACAUCGCCGGCAUUCGUUACCCGGCGAGUGUUAGCCUCCGGUCUCCAACACUCCCCGCGACUGAAGCUAUUUCAGAUGAGCGAUACUUGGCCACGCAGCUUUUGACUUAGUUGAAGCGAUGUCUUCUAUUUUGGUGCUUCCCAUUACAAAAAAAAUUUAAAUUCUCCAACACUCUUCUUGGAGGAAGUUAUCUCAGAUGAGCUGUGCAGGGCCAUGCAGCUCUAGAUACGAUGACGAAAUGCAGAGUCAAAAAUCAAGUCGAAGAUGUAUUCUAUUUGGGUGCUUCUAAUUUUAGAUACAACUAAAAAGAAUUAUGACUGUAGUUUUAAAUGCGUAAUUCAACCUAGCACGUUCGAAAAUUUUUAUCUAAAAACUAAAACUCUUUGAAAAAUUGAAAAUCAAUUUACAGGCUUUAAAUACUGACUUCAUCGAAUUAAUGCUAGCGUGUUCGUCCAGAGUCAAUUCAUACUUCCAGGGCCACAAUUUAUAUAAGAUCAUACAUUUAAAUUACCUUCAAUCCUUGCAGUUUGCUCUGCCACGUUUGGCUUACAGCAGCGAAGUAACUCAGGAAUCAGGUUAUUCAGGUGCUGCUAUUGCUGAUGCUGCCGUCUUAGUUCUCCAGUCAAUAGCAAUAUUAAAUGAAUUUAAUUUAUAUGCAAGCAUUCUGUGCCAUAGAAAUAGGUUUGACUAGGUAAUAAUUCGUCUGCUGCUAGUAUUAUUCUCGAUGCCUUUGAAUUUUAGAUCAGCAAAGAGGCAGUGUAUAAACUGAUUAGUUCCUAGCUUGUGGAUAUAACAAGAACCAUUGACUGUAUUGUACAGCCAAAAUGUUGAAUUCUAAUUAUUUUGUUUGUGAAAUAUUACUAGAGUUGAGAAAUAUCGAUUCUUAUGUCGGUUCAAGGUAAAAAAUGAAACGUU
Molecule: messenger RNA, 3765 nt
Organism: Hyalella azteca
Lineage: Eukaryota; Metazoa; Arthropoda; Malacostraca; Amphipoda; Hyalellidae
Product: pyruvate dehydrogenase phosphatase regulatory subunit, mitochondrial
Exons: 16
Coding region: 165-2960 (931 amino acids)
Cellular component (GO): mitochondrion
Molecular function (GO): oxidoreductase activity; protein binding
Source: RefSeq, a predicted model, not a curated record